AUGAACCUUGAUGAGUUUCUGAAGAAUGUUUGGAGUACCGAAGCUAAUCAACGAAUCAACAAUGGCUCUUCCUCUGAUUACUCCGAAGUCAUCCAACUUGCUUCUACUUCAUCUUUGCCUAGACAGUUAAGCCUUACAUUCACCAAGGAUUUAACCAAGAAUAUAGUCGAUGAGGUCUUGCAAGAUAUGCAACAAGACCAAAAGAAAAAGAAGACGAAUUGCAGUGAGAGUAACAUUAAUAAUACUAGUAGUUGUAAGAGACAAGCUACUCUUGGUGAGAUGACACUCGAGGACUUUUUAGUCAAGGAAAGGAUCGUCUCCGAAUCUUCUUCUCUUGGUAAGAAAACCCAUGAGCAGAAUCUUGAUCCACCAGAAGUAUAG
Messenger RNA from Lactuca saligna, 381 nucleotides. The record is from the annotation of a GenBank genome assembly. Lineage: Eukaryota; Viridiplantae; Streptophyta; Magnoliopsida; Asterales; Asteraceae.